GUUAUUUUCUGUUAAAUGCAGAGAUGGGGAAGGUUAGCUGGAAGCAGGGGGACCAAUGGUACCAUGCCCACUACUACUGCCUGUAGUCCUGAAGCAGAACUUCUCUGCAAACCAAACCUAAACAAGUACGUGUUGGAUGUGUUGGACAAAUGCAAUCAUCUCAACCAUCUCCAGCAGCUACAAGCCUUCCUUCUAACCCUUGGCCAUGGCCAGACUCAGUUCUAUGCUUUCAAGCUUGUUCGGUUCUGCGCCCUCACCCUCUCCAACCUCAAUUAUGCUCGCUUCAUCUUCGAUCACCUUCACUCCCCCAAUGUCUACCUCUAUACGGCCAUGAUUACGGCCUACGUGUCCAAACCCGAUCACAAAUCGGCACUUCUCUUGUACCGGAGUAUGAUACGUCGAGGUCGUUCUAAGCCUAAUCAUUUCAUCUAUCCCCACGUCUUAAAGUGUUGUUCGGAGAUCUCUGAAACAUUGGGGACUAAAUCAAUACAUACCCAGAUCUUGAAUUCGGGUUUUGGUGGGUACCCAAUUGUGCAGACUGCUCUGCUUGAUUCGUAUUCUAGGACAUGUUCGGACCUCGGAACUGCACGGCAGUUGUUCGACGAAAUGGGUGAGAGAAAUGUUGUGUCUUGGACGGCUAUGAUUUCGGGCUACGCGCGGCUUGGGCAGAUUGGAAAUGCUGUUUCGCUUUUUGAAGAUAUGCCUGAGAGAGAUGUUCCAUCCUGGAAUUCUGUUAUAGCAGGUUGCACUCAGAAUGGUCUGUUUCCGGAGGCCAUCUCACUCUUCAGAAGAAUGGUUAGUCUUGUGGAUAGUGAGGAGAGGCCGAAUCAGGUUACGGUUGUGUGUGCACUGUCAGCUUGUGGUCAUCUUGGCAUGCUUCAGCUAGGUAAAUGGAUCCAUGGAUACAUCUAUAGGAACAGCCUCGGCCCCAAUUCGUUUGUCUCAAAUGGUCUUGUGGACAUGUAUGGUAAAUGUGGGAGCUUGAAGGAAGCAAGAAGGGUUUUUGAUGAGACAUCAGAUAGAAGCUUGACUUCUUGGAAUUCGAUGAUCAAUUGUCUUGCUCUUCAUGGGCAAAGUGAAAGUGCAAUUGGCGUGUUUGAGGAGAUGAUUGGGUGUGAAGGAGUAGUGAGACCUGAUGGUAUCACCUUUGUUGGAUUGUUGAAUGCUUGUACUCAUGGUGGAUUGGUCGAGCAAGGUUGUGAUUAUUUUGUUUCCAUGACUCAGGAUUAUGGAAUUGAACCUCAAAUUGAGCACUACGGAUGCAUGAUAGACCUUCUUGGUCGAGCUGGUCGGUUUGAAGAAGCCAUGGAAGUUAUCAGAGGGAUGAGGAUUGAACCUGAUGAAGUUGUUUGGGGUUCUUUGCUUAAUGGUUGUAAGAUCCAUGGUCAUAUGGAUUUGGCUGAAUUUGCAGUGCAAAGACUGAUUGAAAUCGAUCCAAAUAACGCUGGUUACGGUGUAAUGUUGGCCAAUAUUUAUGGAGAGUCAGGUAAUUGGGAAGAGGUGAGGAAAGUGAGGAAGUCAUUGAAGGAAAAGGGAGUAACAAAGACACCCGGAUGCAGCUGGAUUGAGAUUGAUAACCAAAUCCACCAGUUUUACUCUGCUGAUAAGAUGCAUCCUGGAUCAGAUGAGGUAUACAAGAUUUUGGAAACUUUGGUUGGUUUAUAUUAGCUCAAAAUCUGUUGCACAAUACCUUACAGCUCCACCAUCAAGACUCCAGC
Messenger RNA from Telopea speciosissima, 1718 nucleotides. RefSeq names its product pentatricopeptide repeat-containing protein At1g33350. Gene Ontology annotation, biological process: RNA modification. Bases 16 to 1668 code for a protein of 550 amino acids. The record is from RefSeq and is a predicted model, not a curated record. NCBI's taxonomy places the organism in Eukaryota, Viridiplantae, Streptophyta, Magnoliopsida, Proteales, Proteaceae. Gene Ontology annotation, molecular function: RNA binding; protein binding. The transcript has a single exon.